AUGGCGUCCCGCUCGCCGACUACGACUUCGGCUGAGGCGCACCCCAUCUUCGCCGACACCAGCGUGCAGACGGAGCCGCGAUUUCGCCCGCUUCGCCGCAUCCCACGCGGCAAAUUGGGGCCGAGCAUGCCGGCGGGCACCCAAGAGGUCGUCACCAAGGGCGACCUUACUUCCGGAAGUUUGCCGCCAGCGAGCAGCCGGCUACCACGCCGGCGGCGACAUCUUCGACUAGAGGCUCCAGGCUUCGCCCUGCCACGGGCUUGGACGAACUUGGACGGUUACUUGGCCGAGCUGGAGUUCGCCAGCCCUUCGUCAAGGUGCCGCAUCAUCGUCCAAGCACAGGGCGGAGGUGGCACUGCAGAAAACGUCCUUCAAUUCCGUCGGCGGUGGCACGACCUUGCAUCCCCUCCCGCCUCACGUAUGGGAGGGCCCUUUCCGCCCCUGGCCGACUGUUUCGUCGCCCCGUCCUUCGCCAUCUGCCAGACGGACGAGCACGAGCUCAAGCUUCGGUGUGGCGACGCUCGGGCCACAACGCCACGGUGGGGCCGACCGACAUCCCGACGCUCCACUUCCUGGGCGACAAAGUUGGGUGGAAGGCUCUCCUUUGGACAAAAAGUCUUCGCCCGGAAGGGCACGGUGUUGAUAGAGGAGGGUUGCGAGAACGGCGCCCUGUUCGUCGUCGGUCAUGGCGCGCUUUCAAUCUCGGUACAUGGGGAAGAGAUAGCGACUGUUGGACCGGGGCAGGUGAUUGGCUUGUACACAAUGCUCAAGGGCACUCUUGCGAGUGCGAGCGUCGUCGUUUCUUCAGACGUGGCAUACAUCCUUGAGCUUCGCCAUAGUCACUUUAUGGCGUGCCUUGAUGACAAUCCAGAUGUGAAGAACCGCAUGCAAAUUCUGUUGGAGCAGCGCGAAGCACAGAACAAGGCGGCGGAGAUGAUCAGCAAAACCACCCUGAGAGAAGUUUGCCUCAAUGAGGCGCAUUUGAAAGUCAAUUUGGCAGUCGCUGCAUCCUUCCUGCGAAGUGAGAAGGGGACUCCAACAGGCUCAAGCAUUCAGAAAACUUUUUCUUACUUCUCUUGCCAAAAGUACCGGGGGCGCCACAAACAGAUGGAGCUUCCUGUCCAAAUGGGUGGUUGCUCGCAGUCGUCGUCGCCUGUCUUCUUCUUAGGCUGGGCUGCCUUACAUCUCCCGGCCAUCGAGGAGCUUCUGAGAUGCAUGCCAGAGGAGGGACCAUGCGAUUCUGGCGAUGUUUUCGGCACUUUCAAGCCCGGCGUUGACACAGGAGUCCAGCACCCCACAGUGUUCCGAACUGCACUGAACACUCUCCCGCUGGAGACUUCGUCAGGUGGCUUCGGGUUGCCCACACCGCCGUGGCCAAGCUUCAAGGUGCUGCCACAGGACCAUAAAAUGCUGGAUGUGAGGGGACAGCCCCCAAUCCGAUCUGAGCAGAUCGCAGCACAUGCUUCUGCACCGUGGCAGGUGCCGCAGGUUGACAUGCUCCAGGAUGCUCCGGGGCUCCUGCCGGCCUACAUGAUGCAGGAUGUGUCGGCACAUCCUGGAGGAUCCGAGGAGAUAAACAAUCGUCCAGUCGGACACAAGAAAGUUCCGAAGAAGAUCAACAUUCAGGAAGAGUUUGCUCACUCCGACUGUGAGAUCACGACGGCGAUGAUUCGGAACGUUCCAAACCAACUGAAUCGGAAACAGUUCCUGGAACGGCUUGACCAGCUGGGCUUCCGUGGUUUGUACGACUUCGUGUACGUGCCGAUGGACCGAUCGACCCGCAUGAAUGUGGGAUAUGCUUUCGUGAACUUUAUCAAGCCCGAGUUUUUCAGGAUGUGCCAAGCAGUGCUGCAGGGCAAGAGCUUUCUUGAGAAGGAGGAUCGCAACAAGCGCAAGAGUGGGAAGCCGAUCGUUGUCUCGCCUGCCCAUGUUCAGGGGCUUCAAAACAACGAGAAGCACUUCAAGGAUGCAGCGGUGUCGCACACCCUCCACAGACCUGUCAAGUUCGUUUGCAACGGACACUCGGGACCGUGA
This is a messenger RNA of Symbiodinium sp. CCMP2456, 2034 nucleotides long. The record is from the annotation of a GenBank genome assembly. Lineage: Eukaryota; Dinophyceae; Suessiales; Symbiodiniaceae.